Molecule: messenger RNA, 1597 nt
Organism: Pygocentrus nattereri (red-bellied piranha)
Lineage: Eukaryota; Metazoa; Chordata; Actinopteri; Characiformes; Serrasalmidae
Gene: tmem54a
Product: transmembrane protein 54a
Exons: 6
Coding region: 109-855 (248 amino acids)
Source: RefSeq, a predicted model, not a curated record
GGAAUGAGGCGCUUUCUCUACCACAACAGCACGGUUACAGCCCAGACUGAUUUCCCGGGAUUAAAAAUGACUUGAAGUGACUCGAGGAAACGUUUGGAGGUAGUGAAAAUGGGGCUGUGUUGUAGAAGUCUCAAGGAUGAAAAGAUCCUUAUGAAGAUGGGCUUGGGCCUGGUGCUGGCAGGGCAUUUAAACUUCUUGCUGGGGGCGCUCGUGCAAGGGGCUGUGCUAAGAGACGUGAAAGUGAGCUCGCAGUUUGCCACUAUAGAAUACGCCAUCUCCAACAUCAUCGCUCUAGUGGCAGGACUGACGGCAAUUAUUGGUGGAAUAUCAGCCAUUGUACUUUCUAAAAACAUGAAAAACCAGCCCUUGAAGUGGUCAUUACUGGUGAUGAGCAUCCUGGCAUUCUUCUUUGGCUCCGCCUCUGCAGUGAGUGUCACUGUCUCCAUGGUCACGGCCAUCAGUAAUAGCGGGAUGAGUCUACUGACACAGUGCAACCUGCCAGGCAACAUCAGUGCCUACAAUUCGUACCGCGUCACCAACGAGUGCCCGUUCGACCCCACACGCAUCUACGGGACGACUUUGAUCCUGUGGGUACUGCUGAUCGUGAUGUCUAUGGUGGAAAUGGUGUUUUCUGGACGUUGUUUUGUGGCCAGCACGGCCUUCCUGAGGCUGCCAUGCCCCUGGAGAAAGAGAGCUGUUAAUGCUUCAAGGGUGCGCUUUCGUAUACCAGAGUCUGUACCAGCAUCGCCCGUAACAGUGCAGCACAUUGAUGGACCAGAAGAGGGGGAGCCAUCGGAGGAACAUGAGCUUCUAGAUGCAGCAACGUCUCCUAAGCAGACCAGUGAUUGGUUGUGAGCUGGAUGCACAAUACAGGGGAUUUGGGUGAGGGUCUCUAAUAAAUCUCUGGUCCAAAAUCUAAAUUCUAGGGAUCCCUGAAAAUAAACUUAUGAAACUUAUGUUAUGUUGUCCAUUAGGGAAAAAUAGACUUUCAAAUAUAAAUUCAGGGAAAAGUCAUUGUUUAACUUGCUUCACUCCUGAAACGGUGAGCUUCUGUCUUUUUAGUAUUUUUAAAUAACUAGUGAUGCAGCACUGGUCUGCCUCAAGGUGGCACUGUAGCACAUUGGUUCUCCAAGAUGUCCUUCAUAGCUUAGCAGUUGUAACUAUGCCUGGGAUAACUGUUUUUAAAAAAAAAAAAAUAUAUAUAUAUAUAUAUAUAUAAUGUGUAUGUGUGUGUGUGUGUGUGUGUGUGUGUGUGUGUGUGUGUGUGUAACUUGAAAACUUGCCUGGUUUCCCAAGAGUAAGUUAGUUAUCAGUUAGUCAAUGUUGGACUAGUCAGCCAACACGGGACACCCCCAAAUGUUUUUCACACUCACUGUGAGUCAGUCGUUCAUCUCACCUGAGGCACAGGUGGGUUCACUUUAUUUUGCUCUUCCUCUCUACAUGUAUUACCUCAAAACUUUAAGUUUAAAUCUGGCUUGGAGUCUUCCGUGGAAAAUAAAACAGGAAAUUGAUUCAGGAAAGUUUUAAAUUUACUUUGAAAAAAAUGGUAUGUAUAUUAUAUAGUCUUGUGCAAAAAUGUAAAAACCCCUGGUCAGAU